Mobula hypostoma (lesser devil ray) is the source of this 6721-nucleotide messenger RNA. Its product is annotated as un-named sa1614. Bases 157 to 3168 code for a protein of 1003 amino acids. Gene Ontology annotation, cellular component: cytoplasm. Gene Ontology annotation, biological process: positive regulation of GTPase activity. Lineage: Eukaryota; Metazoa; Chordata; Chondrichthyes; Myliobatiformes; Myliobatidae. Gene Ontology annotation, molecular function: GTPase activator activity; protein binding. The record is from RefSeq and is a predicted model, not a curated record. The transcript has 28 exons.
GCGUGUGAGGGCGGCAGUCUGCCAGUGCUCCUGCCUCGGGGAGGCUCCCUCUCUCUCCUCCUCUUCACGUUGUUACUAUUAUUUUAAAGUCAGCAUCGCCCUAUUGCAAAGGGGAUACUUGAUCCGGAAAGGGGGAAAUAAUAAAAAUAGGAAGACAUGCCGGAGGUCAUCACGGUGCAGGAAUUUAUCAGCGAGACCUUGGAGGACCACAGCUCGCCGACGACCUCCUCGUUUACCACCAAAAUGGGGAACUGCAGGAACGCGGUGACUGCCUUGGAGGAGACUUUAGACAAGGACAGGUCUGUACUCCAGAAAAUGAAGAAGGCAGUCAAAAUGAGAUAUACCUCAGGUCAAGAAGGCCUUUCCUUUCAAGAAACAUUUGUUAAUGAGCUGGACAAACUUGUAGCUAAUUUCCAAAGUAAUGAGGAGUUGGUCCUGGCUGAAGCUUUCAGUAAAUUUGCAGAGUACUCUCGAGAGCUGCUGACACCGAUGAGGAACCUGUUGCAGAGUGCGAAUCAUAUUGUAUUUUUCCUGAACUCUCUACUGAGAGGAGAACUGAAAGGAGUCAAAGGGGAUAUAAAGAAACCCUUUGACAAAGCUUGGAAAGAUUAUGAAGGCAAAUUUACUAAAAUUGAAAAAGAGAAGAGAGAACUUGCAAAGCAGUAUGGAAUGGUACGAGUUGAAGUAACUGGAGGUGAAAUAGCAGAGGAAAUGGAAAAAGAGCGGAGGAUGUUUCAGCUACAGAUGUGUGAGUAUCUAAUAAAAGUGAAUGAGAUAAAGACGAAGAAAGGCGUGGACUUACUGCAGAACUUCACCAACUAUUGCCAUGCACAGUUCAUUUUCUUUCAAGAAGGCUUGAAAACAGCUGAAAAGAUCAGGCAUUACAUUGAAUUGAUUGCCGCAGAUUUACAGAAUAUUAAACAGAACCAGGAAGAGGAAAAGAAGCAGCUGUGUAGUCUUCGAGAUCAGCUCAAGCCGUCUCUGCAGUUAGACCAGAAGGAGGAUUCUGUGAACCGCCAGUCUGUUUAUAGUAUGCACCAACUUCAGGGCAAUAAGCAAUUCGGUACCGAAAAAGUAGGAAUCCUGUACAAGAAAAGUGAUGGGCUAAGAAAAGUUUGGCAGAAGAGGAAAUGCAUCAUCAAGAACUGUUACCUCACCAUAUCGCAUGGAACACCAAAUCGACAGCCAGCGAAGCUCAACCUCCUGACAUGUCAAGUGAAGCCGAGUUUAGAAGAUAAAAAAUGUUUUGACCUCAUUUCACAUAACCGCACUUAUCAUUUCCUGACAGAUGAUGAGCUGGACUGUAUGGCGUGGAUUUCUGUUUUAACGAACUGCAAGCAAGAAGCUCUAAAUAUGGCUUUCCAUGAAGAGCACAAUAGUGCGGAGAGUAGUAUUGAAGACCUAACCAAAGCCAUCAUUGAAGAUAUCCAGCAUAUGCCUGGGAAUAGCGAGUGCUGUGAUUGUGGAGCACUAGAUCCAACUUGGCUUUCUACCAAUCUCGGAAUCCUGAUUUGUAUAGAAUGUUCUGGAAUUCAUCGGGAGAUGGGUGUGCAUUACUCUCGAAUACAAUCUCUCUCACUGGACAAGCUAGGAACCUCGGAACUCCUGUUGGCCAAGAAUGUCGGAAAUACAAAGUUUAAUGAACUUUUGGAGGCCAGUCUUCCAAGUUUAUCACUAAAGCCAAGUACAGACGGUCCCAUGACAAUACGAAAAGAUUACAUUGUUUCAAAGUAUGUAGAGCGUCAAUAUGUGAAACAGAGCACUGGCACCCCUGUGACAAAGCUGAAUAAUUUGUACGUUGCUGUGAAAGGCAAGGAUAUAUUUGCACUGAUACAGGCCUAUGCAGAAAAAGUCAACCUCAGUGAAUCACUGCCAUUGUUUGAUCAGGAACCUGGAGAGACCGCCCUUCAUCUCGCUAUACUGCAUGCGGAUCGCACCUCCCUGCAUAUUGUGGACUUUCUUAUUCAAAACUGUGGGAACCUCAGCAAGCAGACGGUGAAAGGAAAUACAGCCAUUCAUUAUUCCUGCCAACUCAAUAAAACAGAAUGCCUCAAACUCCUUCUGAAAGCCAAGGCCAACACCACUAUUUCAAAUGAAAAUGGAGACACUGCAAUGGACAUUGCUCGAAGACUGAAGCACCAACACUGUGAAGAGUUGUUGACACAGGCAAAAUUAAACCAAUUUAAUCUCCAUACUAACGUGGAAUAUGAGUGGCGACUGGGAGCGGAAGAUAUAUUUGAGAGUGAUGACGAUCUAGAUGAAAAGCAGGGACCUUUUAAGAAAGAACGCACUCCUAGGCCAUAUAGCUGUUUCCAGCCUGCCAGCACUUCCCCUCGGAGCCUGGAAAAGCCUAAUAUGGCGGCCACCAGUCGGGACUCAACCUACCUGCCACGAAGGACCAGUCAGCCGCGCACUAUGGAAUUGCAGCUUCCCUCUCCUUCAUCAGAGUGUCCACCUAUUCCUCCCAGAAUCCCCAUCAGAGCUCCAAGUGUUCCACCGCCUCCACCCCCACCGUUUGCUCCUGCAACAGCAGCUUUUAUCUCUGAAAGACCAUCAAUGAAGAAGCGGCCACCCCUACCUCCACUUGUAAUGAAGCAUAAACGCACCCUAUCCGAACCUACACCAGCUAUGCCUCCUAGCCCACGAAGUCGCAAGCAGCCCUUAUCUGAUUCUACUCCGCCACCUAGUCCAUCUGCUACUAUGGUGGAUAGAUUUUCACCAAAAUCAAGUAUUGGUUCUCCAAAACUCUCACCUGGUCUUCAUUCUCUCCCAGAGUUACCAGAGACAGCUGUUCCAAAGACAUCAGAACAAAUCUACUCCAUACCCAAAAAAUCCACAAAUACUUCAGACGUCAGUCAGAAGUCACCAUGGUCCACUGGUUCACCAUUAAGACCUCCACUCGCAGAACAAAACAAUGAUACUUACGCCGUGCCAGGAAACCCAGUACCACUCCCUCGUAAAGCAAAUGUGACAAAACCUAGAAUCCGUAAAGGAAAAGCCAUUUACAACUGCACAGCUGAUCAUGCUGACGAACUUACAUUCGAGGAGGGAGAGGUGAUUGUAGUUACUGCAGAGGAAGAUAAGGAGUGGUGGCAUGGAUACAUAGAUGGACAGCCACACAGGAGAGGUCUCUUCCCAGCAUCUUUUAUCCAGUUGCAAGCCAGCUAACAACUACCAUCCCUCAGACAGGGAUGUUAAAGAUGUGUGAUAAGGUCAAUGUUAUUCGCUUCUCCCAAAGUAUUUUCUCCUUGAGAAUUUGAAGCGUUUAUCGAUUUAAUGGAACAGCAUUCUUCGCCUGGAAACCGUCUUUUGACACCAUGAAGUGUGAGCCAGCAGCCCUUCCUGUGGGAAAAAGUUAUAAUGGUUUAUUGGGCAGUUUGCUGAAAGCUUAACAUGUGGGUCACCUUCAGGAAAGAUCCAAUUUGCUGCUUUAAGGCAGGUGCUUGUUUACUUAGUGUGACAAGAAAUGUGCGUCUUACUGUAACUUGCUAUUACUUGUUGAUAUACUGUAUGAAAAAUAUUGUUUCAAACCAGUGAAGUAAUUCAGUAAUGUGUUUGAGGAUUCAGAAUAGUCAUCAAACAGCAUUAUUGUAAAUUAGCCAAAUAUAUAUGGGAAGAAGCCUAUUCUUGUUAGAAAUGAUUGUGUGAAAAAGUGGUCAAAGACUGACGGGUGUCACGACAACAGGAGCAACUCUUAUCCUGUCACUAAUCCCCAUUUUGGAAUGUCACUUAUAAGCAAACAAUUGUGACAAUCUAUACUGGCAAGAAGCCACUUGUGUGGCAGGGAACAAAGAAUGUGAGGAAAACUAUUAAAAAGUAUGUGGAAUUUCAGUUUUUUUAAUAUUAGAAAGUACUUUUUUAUAAGUUUCAUGUACAUGUUAAAUAUUUUAACAAGAAAAUCAAUUCUUAAGGCAUUCUUUAAAAAUAUGGUAGACUUUAAAUUAUCAAAGCCUGAUUAAGCUUGUGUUAAUGUGCAAUAAGUGUGCAUGUAUGAAUGACUGAAGUUCAUGAUAUGGAUUAGGAUUGAAAUUAAAAAAUAUAUUUCAUUGUAAUCUCUGCCCAUCCAACUAAAUGGUACCAAGAAGGAGAAAGGGGUAGGAGUGGAUAUCCAAUCUAAUCCUAGUCUAAAACAAGGAAAUGCUGCCCAGAUUUUUCUGGGUGGAUUUGUGUAAGUGACCUUUCUUGGUGGGGUAUGAAUUACUUUUCCAUCUGAAAUAGGUAUUUGAAUCUCUUGAAGAGAUAUCAGAAAUUGUAUACAAAAGUUAUGAGGGCUAUAGAUGGGGUAGAUUCAAGCAGGCAUUUUCCACUGAGGUUAAGUGGACUACAACAGAAGUCAUGGGUUAGGGGUGAAAGGUGAAAUGUUUAAGGAGAACCUGAGGGGGAACAUCUUGGCUCAGAGGACGAUGAGAGUGUGGAACAAGCUGCCAGCAGAAGUCAUGGAUACGGGUUCAAUUUCAACAUGUAAGAGACAUUUGGAUAAGUACAUGGAUAGGAAGGGCAUAGAGGGUUAUGAUCCAGGUGCAGGUUCAUGGGACUAGCAGAUUAAUAUUUCAGCAUGGACAAGGUGGGCUGAAGGGCCUGUUUCUGCCUUGUACUGCUCUAUGGUUCUAUGUCUCUAAAUUCAGCAACACCAUCUAGAACUCCAGCAAAGCAGUUGUAACAGCUACUCAGGCAAGCUAAUACUACUUAGAAACUUAGCAAGGAGGAGGGGGGAGAAGGUCGAUCCUGUGUGAUGCGCUCUCUAAUCCAAUAACAAAUCAACACCACUUAGAGACUAAGCAAGACGAGCGGGGGGAGGAGUUGAUCCUGAAUGACACGAUGUCCAAUCCAAUAACAAGGUUACAAAGUCGAAGAAUACAUUCAAUCUUUUAUUAAAAAACCAGCAAAACAAUGUUGAAGCGAUUAAAAGCUAAUGAAAUUAAAAUUAGCAAUAUAACCAAAUAAACAGUCUUGGCAUAUUACAAGUACUUAAACUAUUCUCAACAUAAUAGAGCGAAACUUAAGCAGUCAACAAAACAUGAACUUAAACUAUUCUCAACAUAAUAGAGCAAACUUAAGCAGUCAACAAAAAAGGUAUUACACCCUAACUAGAUGGAUCCCCAAAGACAAAACAUGAAUACGUAACUAAGCUCUUUGCUUCUACCGCAUCCCAACCCACGUGACAAACUGCUCAUAAUAAAAGUGUGAGACAAACUAUAACACAGAUAGAAAAUAGAUACAUGGCUCCUACAGCAACGAUGAGAGUGAUUUGUACAUUAUUUCACUUGUGUAAAACACACUACUGUGUGUGUAGUUGGACAGUGAAUGGAUAUUUAUAAAGUGAACAUCCCACACCUUAUUGGCUCUUUAUUAGACUUCUGAAUGAAAAUAGGAACUUGAGUUAGGAUUUGUUGUGGUAGUUAAUGAGUUUAAUCCUAUGCCACUCAAUUGGCCACGCCCACAUGGGAGGAAUUCACAUAAUGUACAAGCAGAGUUAUCAGUAAAGUUUGGUUGGAUACCCUGCAUGCUGCCAUACUGGUGUGCUCUGCGCUCCCCCUCAUACUGGAGCAGUACCAAAUGCCCUGGAGCAAUCUAGAACUAUGAAACUGUUGUGUUUUUUUUUGGUUUUUUUAUUCCGUUUUGAUGAAUCCAGGUGCUCCAAAAGAUUCUGAUUGCUAUCUCUGCGAAGUCUAUUGAAUACUUUCUUAUCUGUUUUUCAGACCAUAUGAUAAUAAAACACAGGAGUAGAAUUAGGCCGUUUGGCCCAUCAAGUCUGCUCCGCCACUCCAUCAUGGUUGUUUUUCCUUUCAACCCCAUUCGCCUGCCUUCUCUCCAUAACCUUUGAUGCCCUGCCUAACCAAGAACCUAUCAAUCUCUGCUUUAAAUAUACACAAUGAUUUGCCUUCCACAGCAGUCUGUGGCAAUGAAUUCCACAGUUUCACCACUUUCUGGUUAAAGAAAUUCCUCCUCAUCUCUGUUCUAAAAGGAUGUCCUUCCACUCUGUAGUUAUGUCCUGUGGGCCUAGACUCCCCUACUAUUGGAAACAUACUCUCCACAUCGACUCUAUCUAGGCCUUACAAUAUUCAAUGGGCUUCAUUAUUUUAAACUCCAGCAAAUACAGGCAUAGUUCCAUCAAACACUCCUCAUAUAUUGACCCUUUAAUUUCCGAGAUUAAAUCCUAGUAUUUUAAAGGUGAUCCCACCUUAGUUAUCAUUAUCAGUAAAUUGAAAGCUCACUGAAUGACUUGAUCAUUGCAUCCAGCUUUCCAGUCUUGUUAUUCUUCAGCUUCCCAGGGUUGCACGUUAAGGGUGCACUCCUCUGGAAACAAGCACCAUGUUACCAACUGGGGCAUGAAUGGAAUUAAUUUACAAGGUUUAGGAGUUUGAGAUUCAGCAUAGUAAUAGGUCCUUCUGGCCUAACAAGUCAGCGCUGCCCAAUUCCACCCGUGUGUCUAAUUAACCUACGUGUUGGAUUGUGGGAGGUAACCAGAAUGGUAUUUAUUGUUGUUAAUAAAUUGGUAUAAGAAGGGUAAAGCACAUUGCUUCAGCCUCUUCUUUGCCUUUGCUUUCUUUUACCACUCGGCUCUCCUUUCCUAAUCCCUUUGGAGAUCUGCGUGGCCACAGAGAAUGCACAGCCUCCGUACAGACAGUGACAAAAAUUGGUCCAGGAUCACUGGCGCUCUAAUAGUGUUACACUAACCAUGCCAGCCCCAAAGUGCUUUACACAAACCCCAAAACAAAAU